AUGGCCUUCCAACUUCCGAUUCUUAAGCCGAAUACAUUGGCAUUCGGAUCCAGGUCAUCGAUGUCGAAGGUGCUAAAUACUCACUUGUAUCGCAUCGGCCAAUUCUCCGCGACCCCGGGUAUCGCACUCCAAGAUUCACGACGCCUACAUACGGAGUGCUCUGCGCGCGUUUCGUCGCCUGUUGAGGCUGUCGCCACUGGAGCCUACAACCCACCUUUACAUCAAUUAUCACGGACCUUGUUCCACAUCACGUCGUCCAUUACUGCUCGUCAUUGCCACGUACUGUCUGCCAGAAAAUACUCGACACUCGCUCCGCCGCUAAAUCGCGCUCGUCCUGCUCUCGCGGCCGACUACCUACGACACCAACGGUUUCUUUUUGGAGGGCCAUCUCAUGGAUUGCUAGCGCAAAAGGAAAAAACCGCGAAUAACAACCCAAACAGCGUCAGCGCUCAAAAUGCAUUUUACCAGGCCCUUCUCCGAGCCAACAUGCCUGCCAUUGUGAUCGAGCGGUACAGAAGCGGCCAUUUCUCGAGUAACGCACUCUCGGAGCAAAUUUAUCUGAAAGCCUUGGAGCGUGUUGGUGGAGGUGUUGUGUCGGCGUCGGCAUCGAACCUCAACCAAGGUCUCCGCUCUGAUCAAAUCCAAGCCGUCGGACAAGCUAUCGCAGCCCAGAACCAGGGUGGACAAAUUGGGAUUUCCUCUACUAAGCAGUCAGGGACUGGUGCCAAAGAUGCUCCUCUGUACGUUGUUGUCGAGGAAUCUCUGGGAAGCACCGUGUUUCGUUGGGUCAAGUUCAUUGUUUACUUCUGUGCCUUCGCCUACACGUCGAUGAUUGUACUUUCAAUUGUUCUCGAAACCACAGGCGUCAUGAAGAAUAUCAAAGGUCCCCACAGCAAUGAAGCGCAGCCAGAGCACCAAACCGUCCGGUUCAGCGAUGUUCAUGGAUGUGACGAGGCAAAGGAUGAGCUCCAGGAACUAGUCGAAUUUCUGCUGAAUCCGGAUCGAUUCUCUUCUCUUGGUGGAAAACUCCCUAAGGGAGUUCUGCUUGUUGGGCCUCCAGGUACCGGAAAGACCUUGCUCGCUCGCGCUGUUGCAGGCGAAGCUGGUGUUCCUUUCUUCUACAUGUCUGGCUCUGAGUUCGAUGAGGUAUACGUAGGCGUCGGUGCUAAGCGUGUCCGCGAACUCUUCAGUCAGGCCCGGAAUAAGUCCCCCGCGAUCAUCUUCAUUGACGAACUUGAUGCCAUUGGCGCGAAGAGAAACGAGCGGGACGCUGCCUACGUGAAACAGACUCUGAACCAGUUACUGACCGAACUUGACGGAUUCUCGCAAUCUACCGGUGUCAUUAUCUUGGCCGCUACCAAUUAUCCUGAACUGCUUGACAAAGCCUUGACUCGUCCUGGUCGCUUCGACCGGAAAGUUGUUGUCGACCUUCCUGAUGUUCGAGGACGAAUGGACAUCCUGAAGCAUCACAUGAAGAACGUUCAAAUUGGUACCGAUGUUGAUGUGGCAGUGAUUGCACGUGGCACAAGUGGCUUCUCUGGCGCUGAUCUGGAAAACUUGGUUAACCAGGCCGCCAUCUUUGCCAGCAGGAACAAGCAAAACAAAGUUACGCCCAAGGAUUUUGACUAUGCCAAGGACAAGAUCAUCAUGGGUGCAGAGGCUCGCAGCAGGAUUAUCCAGGACAAAGACAAGCUUCUGACUGCCUACCACGAGGCUGGACAUGCGCUGGUUGCCUAUUUCUCGCCGUCUUCUACGCCUCUGUACAAAAUCACAAUCAUGCCUCGAGGAAUGACUCUUGGAUCAACCCACUUCUUGCCGGAAAUGGAUAUGGUCUCAAGGAAUUACGUCCAGUACUUGAGCGACAUUGACAUCUCUAUGGGCGGUAGGGUGGCAGAAGAGCUGAUCUUUGGGGAAGACCAGGUCACCAGCGGUAUCUUAGCGGACCUCGAGAGUGCCACGCGAACCGCCUUUAUGCUUGUCACGCGUUUUGGAUACUCUAAGAAACUUGGAAACGUUGACCUCUACGGCAAUUAUGACAGCUUGUCUUCUGAAACGAAGCAGGAAAUUGAGGCUGAGGUUCGACGGCUGGUUGAGGAAGCUCGCCUGCGCGCCACUAACAUCUUGACGGAGAAGAGACACGAACUAGAGUUGCUAACCAAGGCGCUGAUUAAGUACGAGACACUGACCAAGGAGGAAAUGGAGAAGGUCUUGAGGGGUGAGAAUCUCGAUAGGCUUGUCGUGCCGGCCGAUGCGCCUAUGAAACUGCCUGAACCCAUCCAGCCAACGAACCUUACCCCGUCCCAGGGUGUUCAAGAGCCGGCAUCACAAGUGUCUGCAGAAUAG
Aspergillus mulundensis is the source of this 2343-nucleotide messenger RNA. RefSeq names its product i-AAA protease YME1. Lineage: Eukaryota; Fungi; Ascomycota; Eurotiomycetes; Eurotiales; Aspergillaceae. Bases 1 to 2343 code for a protein of 780 amino acids. Gene Ontology annotation, cellular component: mitochondrial inner membrane. The record is from RefSeq and is a predicted model, not a curated record. Gene Ontology annotation, biological process: protein quality control for misfolded or incompletely synthesized proteins; mitochondrion organization. Gene Ontology annotation, molecular function: metalloendopeptidase activity; ATP binding; ATP-dependent peptidase activity. The transcript has 5 exons.